CUAUUUUCAAUGUGUAGUUGCAGAGCUAUCCUCUUACAGAUAAGGCGUUCAAUCAACAUGUGUCAUUCUUCACUUUUCGUAUUAUUUGUUUUAGGGAUUGGAAACUACGGUCUUACAUUAUUUGUUUAUACCCCCGAUUGCCCUCACCCAUGCGUUGUCAAUGGUCACCACUUCUGUUACCCGCCGCCCUGCCCCCCUCCAGCCUGUGAUGACCCUGUCUACGCCCCGGGUCAAUGCUGCACAGUCUGUCCUGAUGAUUGUCCACGUGGUGCUUGUACAAUAGGAAACAGAACAAUGUGUUAUCCCAUCCCCUGCCCUCUACCCCCAUGUAAAAACCCCGUAUCAACCCCAGGGGAGUGCUGUCCUCAUUGCCCCCAAGGCGACCAAGCUCCAGUAGAUCGGGACUGUCCUCAUCCGUGUGUAGCCGGCGGACACAAAUACUGUCACCCAGUACCCUGUCCACUACCACCCUGUCAAAACCCCGUCACUACGUUGGGAGACUGCUGUCCGCAUUGUCCGGAGAGCGUGGAGGAUCCGGCAGUCGGUCUCCGUUCAGAAGAUAAGACACGGGCAGAUGUAGACACUGACUGUCCCCAUCCCUGUGUUGCCGGUGGACACACAUACUGUCACCCCGUGCCGUGCCCGUUUCCCCCGUGUGACGAGCCUGUAACAACCCCCGGAGACUGCUGUCCUCAUUGCCCGUUUGGAUAAUCGUUUGAUAUUAUCAAUAAACAAAUCUUGAGAGACAA
Ostrea edulis (European flat oyster) is the source of this 749-nucleotide messenger RNA. Its product is annotated as cysteine-rich motor neuron 1 protein-like. The record is from RefSeq and is a predicted model, not a curated record. Gene Ontology annotation, biological process: negative regulation of BMP signaling pathway. The transcript has 3 exons. NCBI's taxonomy places the organism in Eukaryota, Metazoa, Mollusca, Bivalvia, Ostreida, Ostreidae. The coding region runs from base 10 to 711 and encodes 233 amino acids. Gene Ontology annotation, cellular component: AMPA glutamate receptor complex.